AGAAACACUAUCAAUUAAAAUCAAGAAAAUGGAAAAUUUAGAUGGAAAUGUUGACAUUGUUACAACAUCAUCAGAGGAAUAUGUUCCUAAUAUUUGCGAACAUUGUGACAGUGAUGGAAAGCGCGCUGAAGCCGACGGGUUUUGUGUUGAUUGCAGUGAAUAUUUGUGUAAUUGCUGUUUGUUGUACCAUACGAAGUAUAAACCUGAACAUUCAACUAAAAGAAAGGAUGAAAUGCCCCUGGAUGUACGUUUUGAGAAAUGUUUGAAGCAUCACAUGAAACAAAUGAAGUAUUUUUGCACGGAAUGUAAUAACUUCGCAUGCGCAGAAUGUAUAACAAACGAAGGUUGUAAUCACGAAGACGGAUGUCGAAAUAAAACAUGGACAUCUCUUUACAAAGUUGCUUGGGAAAACAAGGUAUCGAAAACACAAGUUGACACGAAACUUGCUGAAGCAACUGAUAAACUGGCAAACAUUGAAGACACAAUCGAUAAAUUAACGACAAAAAGGAAAGAUAAAAUUCGAGAAUCUAUAAAACAACACAGACAAAACUUGGAAAGUAAGAUCAAAGAGCUUGAAUGUCAUUUCCUAAAGAAAAGUGAUGAGAUUGAAAACACUUUUAAACCUUCGAUAGAUUCUCUGUCGUGCAACGUUCAAUCUAUGAAAACUAUGUUACGUUCUGUGGAGUCUCAAUCGGACAACUGUUGCUCAAACUUUACUGCCGUCAAAAACAUAGACCGGAUCAUUGCUCCAGUCGAGAAGGGUCUUGAAUGCUUAAAGAAUCAAACUGAGCUUAUGAAAUACGAAUUCAAAGCAAACAAAGGCCGCAUAGUUGACAAAUCUGACUUUGGAAACAUAUUGUUCUCAGAAACUUUCCUGACAAAAACAGCUUGUUAUAAGCAUGAUAUUGAUGUUGAUCUGUCUUAUUUAUGGUUAAGUCCUACAAACAUGAGUCAUUUAUUAAUCAAAGAUGAUUGCAUCGUUGUUGUAGCAUACAUGCGUAAUGCGAUUGUGUUGGUUGACCCAAUCCGGCGAAAUGUUUUAUCAAAAUUAUUUAUGUCAUCAAGUCCAAUGAGUGCAGUAUCCAUUAAUGGGACUAGAGUAGCAGUAUCUUUCCCACUUGAUGGCAAAAUCAAAUUCUUUGACAUUAUGAACUCAGAAUUUGUCGAUAGAAAGGAAGACAUUGAAGUCGGAAAGGAUUGCUACAGUCUGGCGUACAGCAAAAGUCAAUGUUGUUUGUAUGUGUCACAUAAUGAACCUACAAGCAAAAUUACAAUACUCAAUAAAAGUGGUAAAGUAGUUAGAUUACUGGAUAGAGACUAUUUUGGAAACAAGUUGUUUACGGAUCCGAGAAGUAUAAUUCUAAGCUUGGACGAAGAAUCGCUCUAUGUUUCUGAUGCACAUAGAAAUGUGGUGAUCAAAAUACAUUCCGAUGGUAGAAUUGGAGCUGUGUUUAAGGACAAGGAACUAAAUAGCCCCAGAGGAUUAGCGAUAGAUGAACAUGGAACGGUUUUUGUUGCUGGCAGGAAGUCAAACAAUAUUUUUCAAUUAACCUCGGACUUGACAAAAAUAGGAAUCCUAGUUGGAUCGAAAGAUGUAUAUGGGCCUUUGAGUAUCGCAAUUGAUAAGCAUACAGGGAAAGAAUGUUUAUACGUGGGUAUGGUAGAUAAUACUAAAAUCAAAACAUUCGAAAUCAGAUGCAUGAAACAAACUAUACUUUAAGCAAAAAUCAAAGAUAUAGGUCUAGUAUUAUGGUUUGCUGACAUCGUCUUUUAACGGACAUGUGUUAUGAGUCAACUUUGUUUUUGUAAAUUACCUUAAGCACCAUUUUAGUAUACACUUAUGGUCUGGUAAAACCUGAGCGAAACAAAUUAAAUGGCAUGUCACACUGUCACAUGUGGCAUGUGUGUACGUGCAAAAGUGGUAACUUGUUUAAUGUUUGAUGUAGAAGCACAAGUUUUAUAAUAUUUGUUUAAAGUGACACUAUAUGAGAGAAUAGUUAAACAUUCAAUAAUAUUAACACCUUUUAGUAAACAAAAAUAUCAAAGACUACUGAUUAGUAGGGACAUACUCUAUAAUGUCCUAUUUAUGGAGUAAGUAUCUUUCUAAGCUUUCUUAUUUAAGUGAAUAUAUUGCAUCUUUUUUGACCGUGUUUUUGUAGACUGCUAUGGACUUAAAAACUUAUUUACAAUCUUUUCUCCUAUUUUGAGAAUUUUCGUUUAAAGAAUUUUGAACGACCACAUUGAAAUUAAUUGUAAAUAUAUAAAUUAAAUGUCUUAUUUUAACUUCCUUGAGCCUUUAAAGGCAACUACCCGUAUUUACAAGUUGCUCCAGAAAAGGACUCAAAUGAUUAGAAAUAAUUUAUUUUUCCACGGUCAUGUUAUAUGCUAUUGAUAAUACUUGAAGGAAUUGUUGGACAACAAAUGUUUAAUUACUUUUAUUUGGAUAUGCAUGGAUUUCACAAACUGUGAUUAAAAAUGUUUAAAAAUUUAUUGAAAAUUGUCGUACUCAGAACCAACAUGAUAAUGUUAAUUUAUGCCCGUCGCGUUUCUCAUAAGUAAAUACCAAGAGUUUGUGAAGCUUGAAAGACACAAAAAUAAAACAACGCAAUUGCAUAAGUUGUAUAUGGACUUUUAUUUUAAGCCGAUAAAUGGAUAACAUUUUACAUGUACAUUUUUUAUGUCUUAACUAAUAACUUAAGUCGCGCCGACUUAUAUUAUAACCAAUUUGAGAGUUUGCUUUUUGUCUAUUUAAAAGCCAUUAAAACAUUAAAUUGCUUAAUCAAAGUUCAGAUGUUCAACAUAGAGAUAGGCAGACAUUUAAAUAUUUCACACAAUGAUCGUUUAUGUGCUACUUGCUUAGAAAGGAACAUUAGAUGUAUAGAAUGUGAAUAUCAUGCAUUUGCAACUGUUGUAAAUAUACCGAUGUUAGAAAUGUAUAUCUAUUUAGCUGGUAUAAUUCUGGAACUAGUGUAGAAAACUUCUGUUAUUUGUUAUCAGUUAUCCACCUAUAUCAAUCAUCGUUUGGAAUGUAUUAAAAGUAGUAGAUAACGUCAUACACUCGUAAAUAUUAAAUUUUUAUUAAUAUUAUAUUGACAUAACCAUAUAAAAAUGCUGUUUUUAUUGUUUGAUAUAUAUUUUGGACCAGAAGCCUUAAAUUAUGAAAGAAAAAGUUGAGUCUUAUAUUUAAAGAUAUACUAUGCUCAUCGUUGAGUAAAAUAUGUGAAUCGCAGAAAAUUAUUGAUAUCUGUGAAAUUCUUUCUAUUUGUCUAAUUUGAAUAAAACAACGAAUAAACUAUGUAUGGGAAGCUGCGUUCCCUUUUACAUGUCAAGAAAAGUUGGUCUUUUCUUAACCAAAAAAAAAAUCGCAGAUUUUUAAUAACAGUUAUAAUACUAUAAUUUCAUAUUGUGACCACCUAUUAGUGUGUAUAAUUUUAAAAUUUCUACUUUGUGUGAAGUCGAUAAUGUUUAUUUAAUAUUCACAAAGAGACAGUGUAGCAAUUACUAAUAUUUUCUAAUAUCAGAUUUGAGUAUAGUCUGUAGUAUUGUUGUGCUUACGUAUGAAGAAAAGUCCAUGCAUAAAUAACACAGUUAUAUUUCAUUAUCGCACAAAUCAAGCAAAAUUCAAUCAUUUUGGCCUUCAAGUUCUGAGUCAUUGAUGAUUGAAGGCACAAAUCAAUUUGAUCUACCUAAAGCUCUUUUCCAAAAGAUUAUUUAAUCCAGUUAUGAAGAUACUCCAUUUAUAAAUUACAAAGUUAUAGCCAAUUGCAAAAUUCAAAACUUUGACAUUGAGUGAUUUACAAUUCAAAUUGACAAAGGGUACUUAUUCAUAUUGGAUUUUGGUUACGAAAAAUGAUCCUUUGUUCAAAAUAAGAUAAAUAAACGGCCCCCUGAGUAGCCUUUAAGGUGAAACUAUAGAACAUAUCUUUUGGGAAUGUAUUCACAGCAAUAAAUCAAUGCACUAAUUUUGUAUAGAUAAACUAAACAUGCCAAAAUUGAAUAAAGAAACCAUGCUAUUUGGUUACACUAACGGAAACCAAAAAAAUGUGAACAAGAUAUAGUUCUUCAGUAUAUCAAAAUGUAUAUUUUUACAUGUCAAAACAAUAGUAACAAUGCUAUCUUUUGCUGGAGCAAUAAGUUAUAUUUCAUAUGUUCUUAAGGUAAAUUAAGCAAACUUUAUCAAAUGUGGGUAUCUUGACCAGUUUUAGAAAGACUUGGAUUUAAAUACAUGUCAAUACUCAAAGUAAUAAUAGUUUCCUACCCAGUUUUUUCCUAUUCUGACAGUGAUAAUAUGAAUUAGCAAAAUAUAUUUGAUAUGUGGAUGUUUGGAGCGGCCGUUGUCAUCUAGCAUUGAGUAUACUUUUAAUUACUAAGAAUAAAUUCAUAUUGAAGUAUAUUUCUGCACUGGUCAAAAGUGUAUCUUUGAUGUUUUGUUGUGUUAUAUUGUUUUCUUUUGUAAAUAUUCCUUUCAUUAUCUCUUCUAUCCUCAGACCUGGCAACUUACCCCAUUUAGUAAUGUAACUUAAAAAGUUGCUAUGAGUACCCCAAAUAAAUUGUGCCCCGUAAAAACUGUUUUGUAGUGAUAUUUUCUACUUUUUUACCUUAUGACCUCCUUGACAUAUUUAUUUUUUCUAAUAAAUGUGUGCAGUGUUUUACAUAUGAUAUUUCUAUGUCAAAUUAUAAUACUUUUUAUUUUUAUGCUUUUGAUAGUAAUCCAUUGAAAAUUUCACAGUGAAAAUGAUCAGAAUAUAAUUUCACACUUUUCAAUGAACAGACUACUUUUAAAAGAAGAUUUUCUGCAUGUGGUACAUGUACCUCUCUUUUGUUUGUGCUUAACAUUCCGACAUUGUCAGGGUUGUUUAGAGAAAAGCAAAGCUGAAAUUAAUAAUUAAUUUAAUUUUCAAACGUUCUAAAAAGAUAAAACCUUCUUCACCAUUGGCCAUAUAUCGUCUCUAAGUUUUGAUUUCAUUUAAACAGUCUGAAAAAUAAACUUCCUUCCACAUGACAUUUCGGCAUAUUUUAGUAUCCUAUGAGCAAUAACUGUAAUGCAAUGUGAAAAGCAAUGACAGUCACCACCCCCAAAAGAUAAGUUAACAACCCAACGUUCAUAAGACAGCCUUAAAAAAUCCAUGUUUUCCAAAUUCUACAUGCCAUUAUUAAGAUUUAUUCUUAAUUUCCAUCAAAUAUUUUAGUUCUUUUAUGAAAAAUAGACUCUUAAGUGCAAUAGUUACAGUGGCGUCAACUGGAUUUGGACAUUGGAUUGUUAACUUUUACCUGUUAUCUCUUACAGUGGAUUUAGGAGGGAUUUCCCCUCCUAAAGACUUAAAAUCUUUUAAAUGACGCUUUUCCCACACUUUCUAAUGAUUUUAUGAUAGCGUUUUAAAAAUUAUUAACGGUAUUCUUCAUAUUUUGUUUACUUAUGAUUUACGUUAUCGAGUUGCUCACGAAAAUAAUGCUCAGUGAACUUAUUUUGUUAUUGGAGCGUUCUUUUAAAAAACAUUUUUCAAGCACUCGUCGUACUUUGGAAAAGUUUAUCCAGCAAGAUGGUAUCUCCAAAAAACUGAAGGGUGGGGUAUAUUUGAGGGUAAAAAGUAACUGUUCAAGGUCCAUAACUCCAACAUGGAUUUUAUCAUAAUCUUUUUAUCAUCGAAAAAUAUACAUUACUACGGCUCUCAUUUUACUUUCAAGCACGGAAAGUCGAGCAAGUUGUCCAACUGACACUCUUAUUAUGAAUAUGCUUUAGAAAUGCUUUUAUUUUUAUUUAUCGAAAAUUUAUUUAUUUUCGGUGAUUUGUGAUUUUUUCCAAAAGAUUACUUAUGGGCCAAUAACUUAAACCAUCUUUUCCUUAUAUUAGUUAUAAAAGAAGGUAAAAAUAGAAAUAUUGAAAGAAACCAACAAUUCUGUACAAAAUGCAAUAUGAAACAAAUUGAAACUGAAAUUGAAAAUCUUUUUUAUUGGUAUAUGUAUGUCCAUGUUUACCUAGAUAAUAUUGCUCAUGACCUACCCAGAUAAAUUCAUAUCAAUAAAAAAUGUACAAACAAAAUUGUAAUUGUUGACUUAGCAAAAUAUCUUUAAUCAGCAAUGCAACUAUGAAUUGAAUCUACUUAAAACAUUUGUUCGAAUUAUUGUACACUGAAACAUAUGUAGAUUUUAUAUUUAUAAGUUUUAAUGUUAAAUUCAUAAUGUAUAAUUCAUAAUGUAUCUUACUGUUCUCUACAUAUACUACUCAAAAUUUGCUAAGAAUCACUUUUUCUACAGUGCGUUACUUUUGUGUAAUUGUAAUAAAUGUGAAAAUUGAUUAAAAGGAAUUAAGUAUAAUUAGUUAGGUUAGAGUUAGGUGUACAUGACAAAUCGAUAACUUAAGUACACACGAUUUUGAGGUCCCCAAGGUGUAUCGUUAGCGGAAAUAUGAUUUCAAUAUGAUGAUUAUAGGACUGAAAUAUGCAAUGUCAAAAAGGUGAUCCGUAGCAU
Ruditapes philippinarum (Manila clam) is the source of this 6468-nucleotide messenger RNA. RefSeq lists its product as uncharacterized. The transcript has a single exon. Bases 29 to 1720 code for a protein of 563 amino acids. Lineage: Eukaryota; Metazoa; Mollusca; Bivalvia; Venerida; Veneridae. Gene Ontology annotation, molecular function: zinc ion binding; protein binding. The record is from RefSeq and is a predicted model, not a curated record.